UCACACUUCUGCAUUAAGUCCCCAACGCAUAGAACAUGCCUCUAGAAAUACCAAAUGGAAUGACCGCGUCGAAUGUCUGACUGAAAAGGAGAGAAGAUAGAAGAGAGAGAACACUCCCCGUCCGUUUUUCCCUAUCUUCCGCCUCUCGCUCUGUCUGUCCUCUGCUCUCCCCUUUCUAGAAAACAUGAAGGAAGAAAGAGAAGAUAAGAAUCCGGGGGGGGACGAGUGUGAACAAGAGAAAGUUCGAGGAAAGCAAGAGAGGGGGACAUUAAUAGGCGGAUGGAAGGAAGGAAGAAAUUAAGGAAGGGAUCUAUCCAGCCAUACAACGCGAUUAAACGAGACAUGAACAAACUAUAUAUUGACCUAUAUUAAACGUAGCUACUCGACUCUUCUCAACUUGUGACGUUUAAAACUAUUUUAGGAUUAGUUGAAUACGCAAACUUAAGCUAUUAGGAACCAAGUUAUCGUAUUUUCUAAUUCAUACAGCAACUUCCAGCGUUGCAAGUCACAGCUCACCCCGGAAAAGGAUUUAGCCCCAAGGACCAAGGGGCACCGACGAGGGCAGGUCACCGCAGCCGGAGUUUAGGCGUUGCCACACGGCUUUGACCCGGAGCCAUGGCCGGGGCGAAGCCAGGAGUCCACGCUCUGCAGCUCAAACCGGUGUCGGUUCACGACAUACUAAAACGGGGGAGCAAGUUUAUCAAAUGGGAUGAGGAGCCCAACAGCAGCCACCCCACCCUGAUUACUCUGAAGGUAGACCCAGAUGGAUUCUUCCUUUACUGGACUGGUGGGGCCAACAUGGAAGUGGAAAUUCUUGACAUUAGCCAGAUAAGAGACACCAGAACGGGGAAGUUAGCCAAACUACCAAAGGACCCACGUGUCAGAGAGGUUUUGGGGUUCGGUAAACCAGGCGAGGGGGGUGUUGCCAUGGAAGGGAAGCUGGUAACGGUUGUCCACGGCAAUGACCUGGUCAACGUAUCCUUCCUCAACUUCCAGGCCAUGCAGGAAGACACUGCCAAGGUGUGGACAGAGGAGCUGUUUAAACUGGCCACAAACAUUCUGUCUCAGAAUGCAUCUCGCAACACUUUCCUCCUCAAAGCGUACACCAAGUUAAAGUUGCAGGUGAAUCAGGAUGGAAAGAUUCCAGUGAAGAAUAUUCUUAAGAUGUUUUCUGAUAAGAAGCGAGUGGAGACAGCGCUGGAGCAGUGUGGUUUGGUCACCAACAGGGUGGAGGGUAUUAAGCCAGAUGAUUUUACAUGGGAAAUGUUCCAGAGCUUUCUACACAGUCUCUGUCUACGACCAGAGAUAGAACGCAUCUUUGUCGAGCUUGGUUCUAGGGGAAAGCCGUUCCUCUCAUUGGAUCAGCUGACAGACUUUAUAAACCGUCGUCAGAGAGACUCUCGUCUCAACGAGGUCCUCUAUCCUCCUCUGAAGAGAGAGCAGAUCAGACAACUGAUGGAGAAAUAUGAGAGCAACGCUAGCCAGCUGGAGAGAGACCAGAUCAGUCUGAUGGGGUUCAGUAAAUAUCUUGGAGGAGAGGAGAAUACCAUCGUCCCACCAGAGAGACUAGACAUCAUAGAUGAUAUGAACCAGCCCCUGUCCCACUACUUUAUCAACUCUUCACACAACACAUACCUCACAGUUGGUCAGUUGACAGGUCUGUCAUCGGUAGAGAUGUAUCGCCAGGUGUUGCUGACCGGCUGUCGCUGUAUAGAGCUGGACUGUUGGAAAGGACGGCCCCAGGAUGAAGAACCUUACAUCACGCACGGCUUUACCAUGACCACUGAGAUACCCUUCAAGGAGGUGAUUGAAGCAAUAGCAGAAAGUGCGUUUAAGACCUCUCCCUAUCCCGUAAUCCUCUCCUUUGAAAACCAUGUUGACUCGGCGAAGCAGCAGGCCAAGAUGGCGGAAUAUUGUAGGACUAUUUUUGGCGACGCCCUCCUCAUCGACCCUCUAGAGAAAUACCCGCUGAUCCCUGUUCAGCCCUUACCCUCGCCCCAGGAGCUGCUGGGUAAGAUUCUGAUAAAGAACAAGAAGAAGCACCACCACAGAGCGUCCAGCGGGGGCAACAUGAGGAGGAGGACCGGAGAAAUAGACGCUCUGGAGCAGGCUUCACCUGUUAACGACUUCCCAUUCAGUGACAGCGAGGGGGGCCAGCUGCUGUCCAAUGGGGAAGAGAAGCUGGCAGAGAGUCUGGUCAAGGACGGAGAUCCUCGGAAGUCAAUUGGAGGGGAGGGAGAGAGUGAUGAGGAGGAGGAAGAUGAACCUGUGGCUGAACUGAAGAAACCAAACUCUGAUGAGGGUACUGCCAGUAGUGAGGUAAAUGCGACAGAGGAGAUGUCUACUCUUGUCAACUACAUAGAACCUGUCAAGUUCAAGAGCUUUGAGGUUGCAAACAAGAGGAAUAAGUAUUUUGAGAUGUCAUCAUUUGUGGAGACCAAGGGUAUGGACACACUGAAGAGUGCACCCAUCGAGUUUGUUGAGUACAAUAAGAAGCAGCUGAGUCGUAUCUAUCCUAAAGGGACGAGAGUUGAUAGUUCAAACUACAUGCCCCAACUCUUCUGGAACGUAGGCUGUCAGAUGGUGGCGCUAAACUUCCAGACACUCGACCUGCCCAUGCAGUUGAACAUGGGUGUGUUUGAGUAUAAUGGACACAGUGGUUACCUGCUCAAACCAGAAUUCAUGAGAAGGACAGACAAACACUUUGACCCCUUCACUGAAAACAUAGUGGACGGCAUCGUAGCCAACACUGUCAAGAUCAGGGUGAUCUCGGGCCAGUUCCUGACCGAUAAGAAAGUGGGUGUGUACGUGGAAGUGGACAUAUUUGGACUUCCUGCUGACACAAAGAGGAAGUACCGUACCAGAACUUCCAAUGGUAACAGCCUGGACCCAGUCUGGGACGAUGAGACUUUUGUCUUCAACAAGGUGGUCCUGCCCACUCUGGCCUCUCUGAGGAUAGCUGUGUUUGAGGAGAACGGGAAGUUCCUCGGACAUCGGAUCUGCCCUGUGUCAACCAUCCGACCGGGUUACCACUACAUCAGUCUGAAGAAUGAGAUGAACCAGCCUCUGUUGCUUCCCUCUCUAUUGGUCUACACCGAGGCUCAAGACUACAUUCCUAAUGAACACCAGGAGUAUGCUGAGGCCUUGACCAACCCCAUCAAACAUGUGAGUCUUUUGGACCAGAGAGAGAGACAGCUAGCUGCUCUGAUGGAGGACAACGGCGAGUGUGUAUUGGAGCAGCCGAAGGAGGGAGAGAGGGAUUGGAAGGGCGACGCCCCCCUGGGGAAGAUCCCCUCCCCCCUCCACCCCGUCCCCGCCCCCAUUGAUGACAUCAGCGACCUCAUCAGCUCACCUGGACCAGGCCAGAAAGAGGAUCUUAUUGCUACAGUCCUGGCAAAUCUCCAGGCUCAGUCUACAGAAGAGUUGAAACAGCAGAAGUCGUAUCUGAAGCUGUUGAAGAAACAAUGUAAAGAACUCAAGGAGCUCCGCAAGAAACACCUCAAGAAGGUGUGGGCCUUGAGUAAAGAGCAGAGGAGUCGCUGUAACCAGCUCCGCUCUGACACACAGAGACGACGCAGUCAGAUGGAGAAACAUCUCAAAAGCAGCAUGAAGAAAAAUGAGCCAGCAGAGCCGGUGCAGAGGCAGUUGACAGCAUUGGAGAUGGAGUUACAGAAACAGACGGUGCAGCUGAGAGAGUGGCAGAUGCAAGAGCUCCUAAAACUACGGCAACAACAACACACACUGGAGAGAGAGAAGAAACACACACACCUACGAGAGGCAUUUCAGAAAAUAAAGGAGACAUCCCAGGAAUGUCAGACGGCUCAACUCAAAAAACUUAAGGAGAUCUGUGAGAGAGAGAAGAAGGAGCUUCAAAAGAUUCUAGACAGGAAGAGACAGCACAGCAUUAUCGAGGCCAAGAGCAGAGACAGAGACAAGGCUGAGUCGGAACUGAAUGAGAUCAACAGGAAGCAUAUCUCAGACUCUGUCACGUUAAUCCGCCGGUUGGAUGAGGCCCAGUCAAGGCGUCAGGAGAAGUUGGUAAUUGGUCAGAGAGAAGCCCAACGACACAUAGAGGAGGAGCAACCAUUGCUGCAGGCCCGAUUGGAGCGAGACUUGGAGGUGGAGUUACAACGUCUACCAGAGGAGAUCUGCCAAUACCUGCAGGCGCAACUCGAGUCCAAAGGUCUCCGUAGUGACGCUCUCUUCUCCUUAUCCAAUCACAGCCCUAGCUCCAGCUCGGGUCCGCCCUCCAACUGCUCCACACCCACUUUUCCCUUAACACCCAAUAGGAGCACCUGGAACAGGAGUCUGGACAAUAGCAUUGCCUCAUUGGUGGACUCAUCCUCUUCCUCUACCCCUGUCCUAUCAGAAGCAGAUAUGUAAGUUAUAUGUACAUUUAUGUACACCUAAUGGUCCUGAGCUUCAGUUAGUUUUUUUGUUAAUGUUUUCAUUAAAAAUAUAUAUUUUUUUUCUUCUCACCAGGUUUUUAGAUAAGAGAGAUAGAUGAGGUUACCAAAAGUUUUUGGUUGAUUUUGAACUUCCCAGGAAAAUGCCCUAUGCGUGUUUUCACAUGUUGGCUUGCGUCCCAAAUGGCAUCCUUUCCCCUAUUUAGUACAUUAGUUUUGACCAGAGCCCUAUUGAGAAUAGGGUACAUUGGGAUGCAGACAUAUUCUGUAUGUGGACAGUGGACAAGAAUAUUCUGUGGAUAUAUUAUUAUUAUUAAUCUGUGUAAUGUAGUAUUGUUGUUUUACAUGACCUGUACUACUGACUAAAGGUGUCUUUGGGGAGAAAGGAGGGAUGAAUGGAGAAGAGGAGGAGGAGUGACCGUGGUAGUGAACAAUUUAGAUUUUUGGGGGGGAGCGAUGCUGAUUUGCUCUUGAAUAGAGAGACCUUUCUCUCUGGAAUAGAAAAACCUUCCUCUCCUCACCAAUCCUCCCCCACUGGUACUUGCUGCCUGUCUGUCUUGGUAUAUAAUAUUAUAAUAUUCCUCUGUGUAUAUUCAUCAACAUUAUUUUACCACUUUUUUAAUCUUUAUUUUUUUGUGAUGGAUGAUCUAUUUAAUUUAGUCAGCUGAGCAAAUGCAGAGAUUCUUUUUUGGGUGGGGGGGGUUAAUGGUCGGGUUGCUAUGGUAACCAGGGGAGACGACUUUGCGGUGUUAUUUUAGCAAUCAUCGUACCCCUUCCCCCUCCCUUUUGGUUGUGAGGGUCUAUUUAAAAGUUUGAACGUUUUCAUACACAUUGUUGAUUGAAUGGUUCACACCUUUGCUAGCAGGGAGAAGACCUCACACACGUCAAAAAAUUGUAAGUUCCAAGUACCGUGGUGUCAGGGUACCUCUAGUGGUUAAGACCAUUGGGCCAGUAACUGAAAGGUUACUGGUUCAAAUCCCUGAGCUAAUUAGGUGAAAAAUGUGUUGAUGUGCCCUUGAGCAAGGCACUUAACCCUAAUUGCUCCAGUAAGUCGCUCUAGAUAAGAGCUUCUGAUAAAUUACUAAAAUGUAUAUGUACAUUUAGGACCCCAAAAGUUGUUUUAUUUUUACACUGUGUCUCGCUUUUCCUUAUGAGAAUAUGUUUUUAAAAGCUGAAUUUAAAGUUUUUAAACAUUUUUUGUUAUUGCUCUUUUAUCACACGGUUUUAUUUGUUUUAAAACCUUUUAUUCAAAGAAGUCAUGAAAACUAUUUCUUAAAUAGUUUAUAGUGUCACUUUAGCUAUUAGGUAGCCAGAGGCAGAGCCAUAUACAGUUGAAGUUGGAAGUUUACAUACACCUUAGCCAAAUACAUUUAAAUUCAAUUUUUCACAAUUCCUGACAUUUAAUCCAAGUAAACAUUCCCUGUUUUAGGUCAGUGAUAAUCACCACUUAUUAAGAAUGUGAAAUGUCAGAAUAAUAGUAGAGAGAAUUAUUUAUUUCAGCUUUUAUUUCUUACAUCACAUUCCCAGUGGGUUAGAAGUUUACAUACACUCAAUUCAUAUUUGGUAGCAUUGAAUUAAAUUGUUUAACUUGGGUUAAACAUUUCAGGUAGCCUUCCACAAGCUUCCCACAAUAAGUUGGGUGAAUUUUGGCCAAUUCCCCCUAACAGAGUUGGUGUAACUGAGUCAGGGUUUUUGGCCUCCUUGCUCGCACAUGCUUUUUCAGUUCUGCCCACAAAUUUUCUAUAGGAUUGAGGCUUUGUGAUGGCCACUCCAAUACCUUGACUUUGGUGUCCUUAAGCCAUUUUGCCACAACUUUGAAAGAAUGUUUUGGGUCAUUGUCCAUUUGGAAGACCCAUUUGCGACCAAGCUUUAACUUCCUGACUGAUGUCUUGAGAUGUUGCUUCAAUAUAUCCACCUAAUUUUCCUCCUCAUGAUGACAUCUAUUUUGUGAAGUGCACCAGUCCCUCCUGCAGCAAAGCACCCCCAGAUCAUGAUGCUGCCACCCCUGUGCUUCACUGUUGGGAUGGUGUUCUUUGGCUUGCAAGCCUCCCCCUUUUCCUUCCAAACACAACGAUGGUCAUUAUGGCCAAACAGUUUUUUAUUUUUGUUUCAUCAGACCAGUGGACAUUUCUCCAAAAAGUACGAUCUUUGUCCCCCUUUUUUUAUGGCGGUUUUGGAGCAGUUGCUUCUCCUUGCGGAGCGGCCUAUCAGGUUAUGUCGAUAUGACUCGUUUUUCUAUUGACAUAGAUACUUCUGUACCUGUUUCCUCCAACAUCUUCACAAGGUCCAUUGCUGUUGUUCUGGAUUUGAUUUUCACUUGUCGCACCAAAGUAUGUUAAUCUCUGGGAGACAGAAUGUGUCUCCUUCCUGAGUGGUAUGACGGCUGCUUGGUGCCAUUGUGUUUAUACUUGCGUACUAUUGUUUGUACAGAUGAACGUAGUAUCUUCAAGUGUUGGGAAAUUGCUCCCAAGGAUGAACCAGACUUGUGGAGGUCUACAAUUUCUUUUCUGAGGUCUUGGCUGAUUUCUUUGGAUGAUGUCAAGCAAAGAGGCACUGCGUUUGAAGGUAGGCCUUGAAAUACAUCCAUAGGUACACCUCCAAUUGACUCAUAUAAUGUCAAUUCACCUAUCAGAAUCUUCUAAAGGCAUGACAUAAUUUUCUGGAAUUUUCCAAGCUGUUUAAAGGCACAGUCAACUUAGUGUAUGUAAACUUUUGACCCACUGAAAUUGUGAUACAGUGAAUUAUAAGUGAAAUAAUCUGUCUGUAAACAAUUGUUGGAAAAUGACUUGUGUCAUGAACAAAGUCAUGCACAAAGUAGAUUGCCAAAACUAUAAUUUGUGAACAAGAAAUUUGUGGAGUGAAAAACAGGUUUUAAGGACUCCAACCUAAGUGUAUGUAAACUUCCAACUUCAACUGUAUAUAUAGAGAGAGUUCGGCCAAUUUUUAGAAUGGACACCAUGUUGCUGCCAUUGAGCAUUCCAUUUAUCCAUUCAUGACAAGUAUUUGGAUUUUAAAUAAAUUCAAGAUGUUCAGUUACUUAGCAUGUUUAAAUUAAGAAAAUUCUAUAAACUGCUAUUUGUCAAUAUUGCACAUGGCUACCAUAUGGAAUUAUUUGAUUGUCUGUGUCAUGUAAAUGCAUCAUAAUGCAGAAAACUCAAUGUCUUAACUCUCUAAAUAGUAUAGUCUUCUAUGUUCUAGAAUAUGGCCAGAGAAUUUUACUGCAGAACACUAAGUUCUAGAAUGCAGUGGUUCUAUGUUACAAAGUUAGAGGCUCUUCAUAGGCCUUCGCGUUCACAUGCUGAAGAGAGUUCCAUUGAAGGUGUGUGUAAUGCAUGCAUGUGUGCAUGCGGGUAUCAAAUAAGAUCUAGAUGAAACAGAAAGACCCAGAAGAUUGUGCUCCGUUCACUAUUGUGGUUAGCCAGUUUCCUACCCUAGAGACUCAGCCUGGGGAUUAAUUCAGUUUAGCCUUGUGGGCUAGUUUCAACUCUAUCUCCACACAUAUACACACACACACACACACACACUCUCUUCAGCCCCACACUGUAAACCAGGGUCCAUCAACUAGAUUCAGCCGUGGGCCGGAGCAUAAUUACAAAUCAUUUGUAGACCGCAAAUUGAACCGCAAAAAGCCCAAACAGAUAUAUUUGACAAAAACCUAAUAAUUUCAAACUAUGCUUACAUUUGUUUAUGAUUAUGUGUCACUCGAUUCUGUGUGGGAAUACUUUGGAACAGAUUUUCUGAAGUAAAAUAACUUGGAGCUGAUUUCCUGGUGUUUUUACAGAUUAUUAUGUCCAACAAUGAAAAUUUUAAAAAAUACAGUACCAGUCAAAAGUUACACACCUGCUCAUUACUGUUUUAAUUUGUUUGUUUAAAAAAAACUAUUUUCUACAUUGUAGAAUAAUAGUGAAGGCAUCAAAACUAUGAAAUAACAGCUAUGGAACCAUGUAGUAAACCAAAAAGUGUAAAGCAAAUCUAAAUAUUUUUAUAGCCACCCUUUGCCUUGAUGACAGCUUUACACUCUCUCAACCAGCUUCAUGAAUUAGUCACCUGGAAUGCAUUUCAAUUAACAGGUGUGCCCUGUUAAAAGUUCAUUUGAGGAAUUUAUUUCCUUCUUAAUGCGUUUGAGCCAAUUCGUUUUGUUGUGACAAGGUAGGGGUGGUAUACAGAUGAAGCCCUAUUUGGUACAAGACCAAGUCCAUAUGUGAAGAACAGCUCAAAUAAGCAAAGAGAAAUGACAAUCCACCAUUACUUUAAGACAUGAAGGUCAGUCAAUCUGUAAAAUUUCAAGAACUUGAAAGUUUCUUCAAGUGCAGUCGCAAAAACCAUCAAGCGCUAUGAUGAAACUGUCUCUCAUGAAGACCAUCACAGGAAAGGUAAACCCACAGUUACUUGCAGAGGAUAAUUUCAUUAGAGUUACCAGCCUCAAACCUGUAUAAAUAAAGGUUUAAAAAAAUAAAAGGUAUGUGGGUGACUCCCCAAAAAUAUGGAAGAAGGUACUCUGGUCAGAUGAGACUAAAAUUGAGCUUUUUGGCCAUCAAUGAUAAUGCUAUCUCUGGUGCAAACCCAACACCUCUCAUCACCCAGAGAACAACAUCCCCACCGUGAAGCAUGGUGGUGGCAGCAUCUGGAGAUUGAGAAUCUGUGGUAUGACUUAAGGAUUGCUGUACUCCAGCAGAACCCAUCAAACUUGAAGGAGCUGGAGCAGUUUUGCCUUGAAGAAUGGGCAAAAAUCCCAGUGGCUAGAUGUGCGAAGCUUAUAGAGACAUACCCCAAAAGACUUGCAGCUGUAAUUGCUGCAAAAGGUGGCUCUUCAAUGUAUUGACUUUGGAAUAGUUAUGCACGCUCAAGUUUAGUUUUUUGUCUUAUGUCUUGUUUGUUUCACAAUGAAAAAUAUUUAAUAAGUGGUAGGCAUGUUGUGUAAAUCAAAUGAUACAAAAAUAUAUUUUAAUUCCAAGUUGUAAGACAACAAAAUAGGAAAAAUGCCAAGGGGGGUGAAUACUUUCGUACGCCAUUGUAAAUCCUUCACAGAGUUCAAGUAACAGACACAUCUCAAUAUCAAAUUUUCAGAGGAGACUGCGUGAAUCAGGCCUUCGUGGUUGAAUUGCUGCAAAGAAACUACUACUAAAGAAUACCAAUAAGAAUAAGAGACUUGCUUGGGCCAAGAAACAUGAGCAAUGGACAUUAAACCGGUGAACAUCUGUCCUUUGGUCUAAUGAGUCCAAAUUUUAGAUUUUUGGUUUCAACUGCCGUGUCCUUGUGACAUGCAGAGUAGGUGAACGGAUGGUCUCCACGUGUGUGGUUCCUACUGUGAAGCAUAGAGGAGAAGGUGUGAUGGUGUGGGAGUCAUUUGCUGGUGACACUGUUGGUGAUUUAUUUAGAAUUCAAUGUACACUUAACCAGCAUGUCGACCACGGCAUUUGGCAGUAAUACACUAUCCCAUCUGGUUUGCGUUUAGUGGGACUAUCAUUUGUUUUUCAACAGGACAAUGACCCAACACCUCCAGGCCUUUUAAGGGCUAUUUGACGAAGGAGAGAAGGAGAGUGAUGUAGUACUGCAUCAGAUGACCUGGCCUCCACAAUCACCCGACCUCAACCCAAUUGAGAUGGUUUGGGAUGAGUUGGACCGCAGUGUAAAGGAAAAGUAGCCAACAAGUACUCAGCAUAUGUGGGAACUCCUUCAAGGCUUUUGGAAGCAUUCCAGGUGAAGCUGGUUGAGAGAAUGCCAAGAGUGUGCCAAGCUGUCCUCGAUGCAAAGGGUGGAUACUUCGAAGAAUCUAAAAUAUAAAAAAUAUUUUGAUUUGUUUAACACUUUUUUGGGGUACAACAUGAUUCCAUAUGUGUUAUUUCAUUGGUUUUGAUGUCUUCACUAUUAUUUUACAAUAUAGAAAAUAGUCAAAAUAAAGAAAACCCCUUUAAUGUGUAGGUGUGUCCAAACUUUUGACUGGUUCUGUAUAUAAAAAAUAAAAUAGUUUUUUUUUGCUCAGAAAACUUGGUGGGGCAAAUACAAAUUCCCCAGUUGGGGAACCCUGCUGUAGACCAUGUGUAAGGGCGUCAACUGCCAUCCCUUCUUACAUUCAUCCUUCCCCUUACAAGACUUUCUCUUCCAUCCCCAGGUCACUUAAAGGUCCCGAAAUGUCAUUAAAAUGAUAGAGUUAUGGAGAUGUCACCCUAUCCCCCUAAUAAUCCUGCCACCUGUAUCCAAGUGUUUAACACUGGGGAGAGGACCAGGUACUUUAUUUUCAAACUUUAUCAAUGUAGAUGCAACAGUUAUUUUUCGUACUUUGGACAUCAUACUGGGAUCUGGUUUCAUCCAAAUAUCAUCCAAUUUCAUGAAAGACAUCAUUUUGACUGUUCAUGAUCUUUAGAACAGACUGAGAGAUGGAGGAGAGGUAUAGUUGGUUGACACUGUAUGACUGCAAUGCCUUCUUACAUUCACCCUGUCUACCCCUCCAUCCAUCGUUCUCUCCCUCCUUCCCCUUACAAGAGUUUCUCUCCGAGCCCCAGGUCACUUGAUAGAGAGGUAUAGGUUUUGUCCCAAAUUACACCCUAUUCCCCAUAUAGUGCACUAUGGGCCCUGGUCUAUAUCGGGAAUAGGGUACCAUUUGGGGCGCAGACAGAGUUUGUUGACGCUGUAUGUAGAAAUGAUGAGUUUCUCUCUCUGCCCCAAGCCACAUAAUAUAUAUAGAGAGAGACACAUUUUUAAAAAGCAGGAUGAAGAAGGAGAGUGAGAUAGUUUGAAGACACUGUAUAUAGAAAGGACUGGUCCGCCAUGUCAAAGGGAAUAAUACUAUGAUGCAUCAAGAUGUAAUAUGUUUUAUUGUUUAUCUGGAGAUAUAAUAUAAACUGUAUAACUGUAAAUUCAAUAAAUACUGAAUUUUUGUCUAAAAUCUCUGCUUUGUCUUGGUUGGUUGGUUGCACUGCUCCAGUCAGAGAGAACAGUACAUAAGAAUAAAACACAAUAAAGACUGAAGGUUUGUUUUCA
Messenger RNA from Oncorhynchus masou masou (cherry salmon), 11387 nucleotides. Its product is annotated as 1-phosphatidylinositol 4,5-bisphosphate phosphodiesterase beta-3-like. Bases 616 to 4383 code for a protein of 1255 amino acids. Gene Ontology annotation, biological process: release of sequestered calcium ion into cytosol; lipid catabolic process; phosphatidylinositol-mediated signaling. Gene Ontology annotation, molecular function: calcium ion binding; phosphatidylinositol-4,5-bisphosphate phospholipase C activity; calmodulin binding. The record is from RefSeq and is a predicted model, not a curated record. The transcript has 33 exons. Lineage: Eukaryota; Metazoa; Chordata; Actinopteri; Salmoniformes; Salmonidae.